AACCUUGACUGAACCAGGCAAACAAUGAAUCCUUCCCUCUUUUCCUUUUCAAACCCGGACUUAUUUGGCCUUCAACAAAUAACUCUGCACACCUUAACUUUUGUCAGAAACUAAACGAUAGCCGUCCUACUUGAAAAAAAUCAAAAUGUCUAAAGUUCCUGCUAUUUUGAAUCCUACUGAAGAAGAUCUUCAACUCUUGUUGGCUGCCAAGGCUCACAUUGGUACUAAAAACCUUAAUGCUCGUAUGAAGCCUUAUGUUUUCAAGCGUCGUUCUGAUGGCGUUCAUUUGAUCAACCUUGGUAAGACUUGGGAAAAGAUUAUCUUUGCUGCCCGUGUUAUCGCCACCAUCGAGAACCCUGCAGAUAUUGUCGUUAUCGCCGCUUCUUCUUAUGGCCACCGUGCCGCUUUGAAGUUUGCCAAGUACAUUGGUGCUGAAGCCAUCGUUGGUCGUUUCACUCCUGGUACCUUCACUAACUACAUCACCCGUUCCUUCCGUGAACCACGUUUGGUCAUCUGUACUGACCCUCGUGCUGAUUUCCAAGCUAUCUUGGAAGCUUCCUAUGUCAACAUCCCUGUUAUUUCUCUUGCUGAUGCUGACGCUUCUCUUCAAUACGUUGAUGUUGCCAUCCCUACCAACAACAAGGGUAAGCACGCCAUCGGUUUGAUUUACUGGCUCUUAGCUCGUUCCGUUCUCCGUCUUCGUGGUACUUUGGACUACAACACCCCUUGGGAUGUUAUGGUCGACAUGUUCUUCUACCGCGAUCCUGAGGAAAUCGAAAAGGAAAACGAAGCUGCUGAA
This is a messenger RNA of Rhizopus microsporus ATCC 52813, 799 nucleotides long. RefSeq names its product 40S ribosomal protein S0. Lineage: Eukaryota; Fungi; Mucoromycota; Mucoromycetes; Mucorales; Rhizopodaceae. The transcript has 3 exons. Gene Ontology annotation, molecular function: structural constituent of ribosome. Gene Ontology annotation, cellular component: ribosome; 90S preribosome; cytosolic small ribosomal subunit. Gene Ontology annotation, biological process: ribosomal small subunit assembly; cytoplasmic translation. The record is from RefSeq and is a predicted model, not a curated record. The annotation marks the transcript as partial.